CGGCGAUAGUAUGAGGACAGCUGAGAGCGCGCGCGCCGCGUCGUCGACUGACGGAGUACGGUCUAAAGCGCGCGCGCCCGCGUCGUCGGCCGUACGAGUACGGCGUAAAGCGCGCGCGCGCCCAAUCCCGUGGAAAAACCCGUGCGCGCGUAUUCGGUUGCAUUAUUGUUUUGUACACAACAACAACGUACAGUAAUAAUAACACCACGGUACCCGCACUGUACGCCGCCGCGCGCCACGGUAUACCGCGGUAGUCGUACGGCGACCACGGCAAUAAUAGUAUUAUUGUUGUCGCGGUGCGUUUGUAAAACAAAUAAAAAUUUUAUUUCAAUACACAGUCGUGUCGAUACUGCUGUGUAGUAUGUUGUAAAACGUCGGCGUGCGACCAUCGUAGACGUUUUGCGAACAAUAUCUGAUUUGGCGACGACCGCCGCCACCGUCUCGGGGCACAGCCGCGCGUUUAUCUAGUGACGGCGGCGCCGAUGACGGUGACGAUUUCGUCGCGGUGCCGGUCGCGUCGUUGUUGUCGUCGUUAACACCAGUGUUAACAGUCGGCGGUCCGGGCUCGACGAGCGCGGCGUUUUCGGCGGUCGGAAACCGACGGCGGCGGCGACAAAGACGACGACGACAUGGGAAACUAUUGUUCGUCGAAACAAAAGGACGGCGGAGGCGGUUCCGACGAAUACUUGCAAAAAACUCGUUAUAAAAAAAAUCAAAAGAAAGCCGACAAAGCAACUAACGUGAUAUCCGUACCCAAAAAAGGCAAAAGCCCUGUCGCGGCAUCUGCGGUGUCAACGACAACGGUGACCAACAGCAGCAAAACAGCACAAGCGUCUAAUUGCAACGUCGGUGGAGUACCUUUUAUAAUUCCUAAAAUUGAACAACCCGACGAAGAUCUGUCAUUGAAUACAUUGUCAACCCCAUCAACAGUCGAACACAAAAAAACAAAAAUACCUCCUUCCAUAGCAAGAAAAUGUUUUGAGUUUUUACUGCCGGACGAAUUGAAAAGUGUAUCGUUUGAGACGAAGAAAUUGCUGAUUGGUUAUUUUGAUCCAAUUCAACAAGACAUAACUGAACAAAUCAACAAAAUUGUCGUCUACAUCAGUUUACCGGACAAUAAAGGAUUUCUGGACGAAAGACAAAGUCUGUACAAAAGUGUGUUACCGGCAAUUCGGUCGAAAUGCGCGGAAAUUGGUUACGAACUGCAUGUGGUAGACCUAUAUUGCGACCACCAGCAACAACAAGAAUUCGGACAAAUAGACAACACUGUCCGGCUGGCAGAAUUGCUCCGGCAGAAUCGUAUCGGUCACGUCGUGCCUAUUGUCUUUGUGGAUGACUCACUAGGUCCAGCAGUUCUGCCCCUCGAGUUGACCAGGAAACACUUCGAUUAUGCCAGGCUCCGUACGCCGGACGCCAGCAGUUUGAUCGAAAAAUGGUACACUCUAGAUGCGCAGAAAAAUAACUACGAGCUCCGUAACGAGAUGAUGUUUGAAACGACUUUCGAGACUCAAGAAGCCGACGAAAAAUUGUGGCAUGAUGAGAAAGUACAGUUGCAAUUCGCACUCUUGCAUAUAUUUCGUACGAAGGGCGAAUAUGAACAAAUUUUUCAACAGGAAGUUUAUAAUGAGAUCAUGUCGAAUGCCGAGUUGGCUAAAAAUUCUGUGUGGUUUAUCAAAAAUUACGAUGCGGUUUCCGGUCACAAGUGCAAAACUACUGCAGUGGAAUCCAAAAAGAGACUAGAACAACUUAGCUAUCUGUUGACGAACAAUUUGCCUGAAAACAAUAUAAUAUGUUAUGAAGUUGCAAACGCGGCGGAAUCUAUAAAGAAAAUAGGAACUGUAUUAAUGUCUAUUAUCGAAUCUGUAGACAAAGAAAGGGAAAAACAAGAAGCUAUGUAUACAGGCAUAAGCGAGGUACUGUUGAAAGAGCUGAAGAUACAAUCGUGGUUUGGACAAAACAUGAUGAAAUUGCAGGAUGUUGGCCCGGAUGAUGUUAUGGAACGUGCCAUAAAGUAUUUUCAGGAUGCGGAUGCAACAUACCCAUUGAUCCUGUACGGUCCUCCAGGGUCGGGCAAGACCACGACGAUGGCGACCAUAUCGAAAUUAUGCUUCCCAAGAUAUAACGAAACAGCGGUAGUAGUGAGAUUCGCCAACGUAUCCGCUAAUAGCUCGUCACUGGAGCAAAUUCUCAACUCGAUAGUCGUUCAAUUGAAUCUUUUGGACAGUGGGAAAUGUACUUGGUACAAGCACGACGUACAACUGUACUCUGAACAAAUUACACGUCUGUUGGGUUCGAUUGGAUCGAAACGGCCAGUGACGUUGAUCGUUGACGGUUUAGAUCAAUUCGAGAAUGAUUUAGUGGAUUGGAUACCGCAGUCGCUGCCCAAAAACGUCAAGAUCGUAGUGUCAGCCUCGGAGCCUUCAGCAUACCUAAAUCGAUUGCGUCAGACCAUAAAAACCAUGGAUUCUUAUAUACGGAUAGGGGACAUAACGGACAAAGAAAUCGACUCCUUAUUAUCGGCAGCGAUCAUCCGGCCGAUCGGUGGCGAAACGAUAAAAACCGAACACAAAACGGUGGCUGCCAAAACAUGGUUGGAAUUUCAAGUCAGCUUGCUGUGUUCUAAGAUACGAAACUCAAAACAACCAUCUUCGUCGGAAAAUUGGGUGGAAGCUAUUUUCGACAACAUUGAAUCUCAUCUCGGCAAAAACAAGGUUUCCUCAGUGAUUGGCCUCAUGUGUGCUACCCGAUACGGUUUACUCGAUUCGGAGUUGGUUGAAUUACUGUCUUCAGACCUUUCCGUUACUGCGAUUUCGACUUCAGCCGGUCUCUUAUGGGCGACGUUUAACGAGCUUAUGUCGUCGUUUUUGUACUGGUUCAAAACGGAUCUGUACGCGACGACCAGGUGGAAAAACGCCAUAGUGGCCGAAGUAGCUAAUCGGCGUUAUAGUACAUCUAUACAGCGCAUGAAGGAGAAAAUACUUUUGUACUACGAAAACCAGGUGGAUGACGAAUAUGGUAAGAAGAGUUUGCAGAAACGCAGGAAACUGGACGAAUGCACUCGCCUGAUGGACCGAGCCGAAGCGAUCAACAAAUUUUUCAACAACCUUGACUGGGUUUUAGAAAAACUAAAUCAUGGGACGGUGCUCCAAUUAAUGGAUGAACUUUCUGCUCACGCCCAAGAGCCGGAAGUACGUUUUCUCAAAGACUUCCUGUCGUCUGCCCUGCCAGCCGUGAUGGACAACGGGAAUCAGCUGUUCUCGCAGAUGUCACUGUACCAACCGGUGGCCGACCGGUACCGGGCCCUAAUAAACGCGCCUCCUUUCCCGACACUGAUGCCUCUAGUUCCUGUGGACGCUGAAACGCAGUCGUCCAAAUCCAUUGCGUUGCUUUCGGAGAGCCCCGGUGCCACGGGGAGGUUCGACUUAGUCAAACGAUUCAACGACGACGCGAAUUAUGUGAUCACCGUCAGCACCGAGCAGAAAGAAAUAAGCGUGUGGAACAUACACACGUGUUCGAGAGUACGGACGCUCAAGGGAAUCCUCCAUCCGACCGCGCUGAAACUGAUCGACAAUCAGCGUUGUAUAGUGCUGUGCGAACGAAAGCUGAUCGUUAUCAACUUGGCGACUGGAAAAGUGAUCAGUAAACUGAAAGGAGUGAUGAAUCAAAACAUGCCUUAUUUUGGCUUGCACAGUUCUACAAAACUCGUGGCGUUGGCCAGAAGUCGGAUGCACGUGAAUCUGAUCGACAUCGAAACGGGUACGAUCGAGGCGUACUUCAAAGCCGGCGAAGAUAGAUUUUUGAACUCGUUGCUUGUGUCCGGAAACGGAAGAGUCAUGGUGUGUGGCGACGAAACGCAAAAACCUUUCCCACUGCUCGUGUGGAACUUGACCUCCAGACAGUUGAUGUACGACUUGCGCAUACCGUACCACGAAUUUGUCACGCGACUAGCGGCCAUCACUUACGAGGGUCACUACGUGUGCUGUGUCGCUCAAGAAAUCGACGAGUCCGAGCCCGAGCCCGGGAUUAACUUCAUAGUGGUGUACGACCUGCAGUCGGGUACGCUGUUCAAAAAGUGGAAACCCGGCAUGAACUGCGUGGCGCUAGACAUAUCGUCCAAGGACGGGUGUGUCCUAAGCGGCCAUGAUAACGGCCACAUAUGCAUCUGGGACCUGACUACUGGUAACUGCCGGUGGACGCUCAGCGGCCACGUAGCACCAGUCACUAGCCUCCGACUGGAUCCAACCGGCGGUUCUUUCGUGUCGCUGGACACGCAUGGCCGAGACCGUACGAUCAAACUCUGGAACGUCACAACCGGUCAACUCGUCUCGGAGUUCACUCCGACCAACCCAAUAACGGCGUUCGAAAUACUGCCUGGCGGCGAAUUCGUUGUCGUCGCGUCUUCGGGCUCCGCGCACCCGACGGUCCUACAGCUCCGCGGACCACAACUACAGUCCGCUGACAAGCAAACUACGACGAUGACGACUACUUACGGCGAUGAAACGACGCUCGAAGUGGACUUGUCGUCAGACUUCCUAGACGACGUGGCGGCGGCGGCGGCGGUGGCUGCGGCCUCGGCCACGACUUCCGCGGCCGUUGUUUCUAGAUGACAGCCGCCACCGACGGACCACGACGACGAUACGACUGCCAGACCGGAACUAGGACGAGGAAACGCAUCUGUCACUGUAGGUCCCCGCGAGGGCCGAUUUCAUAAUUUCCGUACCAUCCCGCUGAAGAUGGCGACGGAAAAUAUUGUUAUUUCAUAUUAAUGUCGUCGAUGAUAGACAUAAUCCUGCUCCUCUUACUUCUCCUGUCAUACUUGCUUUACUCGUACUAUACUUCACACACACACACACAUACAUAUACACGUACACUCACACUGUGUAGUAACCCUUGUUGAAUAUUGACUGCUGAUAAUGUGUACAUUACAUGAUCUCUCGGUCGACGAGAUAUGAACAUAAUAUAUAGUUUUCAAAAAUAAAAAUUCUUUCAUCAUCAUUACUGUUAACCUACUACUACUCCACUGACUACUAUUUACUACAACAACAACUACUACUACUACUACUACUAUUACUACUACUACUACUACUACUACUACUCAUCGCGCUGUAUAUGCCUCACACAUCCAAACUUACUUCUAUUUUUUUAUCUCCUAAGACUGAUCCUAAUUGUAAGAUAACGCACAACAAUGUAGACAAAAAAAAAAAAAAACUAUUUUCAUUCGAAUACAUCUACAAUACUUAAUGAUACAUACUAUUAUGUUCUGUUCAUCUUUUUAAUCGUACCUAUAUUUCAAUCGGUAUUACUCUUCUCAAACAUCGUCAUUUUUAACCAACACAAUGUUUUAAGUUUUAACAUUUUAAUAUUAUUAUGAAUGUCUUUUAAUCGUUAAGGGUUUUAAAUGAAAUAAAAUAAAAAGUUUAAAGUAACAAAAUGUUUUUUUUUUUUUUAAUGGGGAAAAAAAUACAUAACACACACAGUUUUUGAAUAUAAAACAAAUAAACCACAAACGGUAUGAUAAAAUGCCACCAGAUGUUUUAUAAUAAUAAAAAUAAUAAUAACAAACAAAAUAAAAUCACCAUAAGAAGAGAAAAUGGUAGAAAAACACAAAAUAAUAACAUUAUUUUAGGUAACAAUUUUUUGUUGUCUAAAUGCAAAUAAAUAGUAAUAAAUAAACUAAUAACAUACAUUUUUUUAGAUUAACCUUAUAACUUUACCAGCCUAUUAAUAUAACUAUACAAAUACCCAAAACUAUACAAAACGCACAUUUUUAUUUAUAUAUUAAUUAAGUUAUUAUUGUAUGUGAAAUUAUUAAUAAAAACAAUGUCAUUAUA
This is a messenger RNA of Aphis gossypii (cotton aphid), 5831 nucleotides long. RefSeq lists its product as uncharacterized. The transcript has 21 exons. NCBI's taxonomy places the organism in Eukaryota, Metazoa, Arthropoda, Insecta, Hemiptera, Aphididae. The record is from RefSeq and is a predicted model, not a curated record. Gene Ontology annotation, molecular function: protein binding; ATP hydrolysis activity. Bases 630 to 4607 code for a protein of 1325 amino acids.